AUGUUAGAAAAAAAGUUUGCUGACAUUGACAAGAAAUUUGAGAAUGUUUUAAACAAGAACAAGAGGAAGUUAGAAAAUGCUCAGAUAAAACCCAUACAUGACAAGUUCUUAUUUGCUCAGAAUGGUAUAACAGGUCUAAUCGCACCACCUGGGUCGGGUAAGACUUUCACUUAUCUUAAAAUGGCUGCACAACAACAAGAACUAGAUGAGAAGAACCCAUUCUAUGAGUUAGUAGUCAUUUGUAGUACUUCUGGUCAAUUUGACCAAACCGUCAAUUC
Molecule: messenger RNA, 278 nt
Organism: Trichomonas vaginalis G3
Lineage: Eukaryota; Parabasalia; Trichomonadida; Trichomonadidae
Product: P-loop containing nucleoside triphosphate hydrolases family
Exons: 1
Source: RefSeq, a predicted model, not a curated record